UGUAUAGUGUGGGUGAUACAUGUAGGCCUAUCUAUCUAUUGGUGCAGUUUAAUUUUGACUGUGUUCCCUUUUGUACGUGAUGGAUUUGAAUUGACUACAUUAUGUGGCUUUAGAGAGCUUUGAAGUCAAUGUACAAGAUAAAUUGGUAAAACAUGGGAACCUUUGGAGGACAUGCCUUACCAGGAAGUUUCUUUAUGUUCUUUGGCUUGUGGCAUGUAAUACAAAUAUAUCGAAGAUAUUAUCAAUGCAAAAGGGACAAUUUAAUGUAUACAACUUCCACAUGGUUCCCAAUUGACUGUUGUUGUGGCAAGCUCAAAGAAUUUCCCGUUGAAGUGGUUCUUAAGAUUUUCCUCAUAUCUGUUGCAUUUUCACUGGAGAUAUACACAGGAUCUCCUAAUGGUGUAUUUGACGCUCCAGGAAAUGAGCAGCAUGCUACCAUGUUUUUCUUUUUCGGAGUAACUGCAGUAUUUGAAAUUCUCCUUUAUUACAAAGCCAGCUUCCCACCUCUUCUCAAUUAUGUGGGUUACACACUGUCUUUCAGUGUGGAAUUUGUGCUCUUUAAAUUUCAUCUACAUGGACGCUCCAAGAUGGAUGUCUUGUUGCACACGCUGCUUUUGUAUGUUAUUGGGGUCUGCAUAUUAUCAACACUUGCUGAAAUGAAAUAUCAACAUCAUAUCUUGGCAUCCUUGACAUUAAGCUAUGCCAUAAUGGUACAAGGGUCCUGGUUUUUACAUAUUGGUUUUAUUUUAUAUAAUCCUAUACCUGGUGCUGUAGCCUGGGAUCAAGAAAGCCAUAGACAAAUGAUGUCAAUCACAAGCUAUUUUGCAUGGCAUACAGGAUUCAAUUUGUUAAUAAUAGUGAUAAUUGGGGCUGUGAUAUCCUAUAUUUAUCGUAAAAAAUAUGGUUAUGAAGAUGAAGAUUCCACGGCCAUGGAGAGAUUAAUUCAUACAAAUUCAGAUGGACAAACUAUAGUAAAUAUGAAUGAUGAUAGUGAUGAUGAAGCUGAAUUUUGACAGAUAUUUUUCCACUCCUGACACAUGGCGUAAUAUUUAAAAAAUAAAAAAAAUACUACAUUAAAAGUAUAGUAAAAUAUUUUUACUUCCACAAAUAGUGAUUUUUAGAGUUAAAUGUUUAAUCAAAGCAUUCAAGCACUAGUAUGCAAUUGAAAAGAAUAAGUUUGACACCAUGUUCGAUAUUUAAUCAAUGCGAUAAAUGUAAGUUGUUGAUGAAUUAUAUUUGAAAGACAAUAAGACCGCCUUGCCUUCUGAUGUUUUAGACUAUCUUUUUUUAUAUGCUCACCUAUCCAAAAUGUUUGGAUUGUAAGUUUCAAAUGAUACGAAUUACAUAAUUGGUUUUUACAUUUUAUACAUCUAAAUUUCAAUGUGAGAAAGUUUCAGUCAUGAGAUCCUGUGAUGUCAUAGCUGACUUCCAGUCAUUUUGUAUUUAAUUCUUCAGCCCUGAAGAAGUUAGUACUGGCACUGAUGUUGGAUAAAAAGGUGGUUUAUUGAUACAUAUUAUUGUAUCACUUUUCAAUGUGGUUGUAUAUUGUUGUCACCUGUGUCCAGCCGUCAUCCAUAGUUGCCAGUAAAGACCAUUGGAGUUAUUGCAAUUGGCCAUUUGAAAUAUCUUGUGGACGUUUUAAAGGCUAAAGUUACCAUUCGAAUGGCUGUUGUGGGUGUAUGUUUUAUUAACAGAACACCCCAAUCGCUAAAUGCCACCUAAAGAUGUAUGUUUCAUUUUCUGGUAAUUAACCUAUCUUUUAUUUGUUUGUCAAAUCACCAUGAAAGAAACAUGACUCACUGUUUAAGUUGUUGGUAAGUGAUAUUAUAUACGGUACUAUUAUGUAAAAUAUGACAAUCCCAUAUUUUCAUAAACAUGGAACAUAACCGUUACGGGAAAUUGAAUGAGGUCAAAAUUAUUUCGAAAUUUUCGACAUACCAACUUAAAGUGAUGGGGGUAGGGGUAGAUGUAUUAUGCCUGUCGGUCAGUCAUGCUACAAGUCCAAAUUUUACAUUUUCCCUUUUCCCUAAACAUGGAAUAUACCUCUUUAUGGUAAUUUGAAUGGGGCCUAAAUCAUUACGAAUUUUUAGACACACAAACAUGUAUGGGUGGUUACGGGGUCGAAGAGAUUUUUUUAUCUAUACCCUUAUAUUUUAAAAUAUUGUUUAAUGUGGGCCAACUGAUAAUUCAUCAGUCCAAAUAGAUUAUAUUAUCUCUUAAUCAAUUAUUUACUUAUAGAUAAGAGAUUAUGAUAUGUAUUUCCCUAAUUAUUAUACAUUAUUUAGGUUUUUUUAUACGCCUAUAUUAAACAAUAGUUAGAUAUUUCUAUAUGCCCAUAUUUUAUAUUACAGAACAAAAUUCUAAAUUUUCCAUUUUCCUAAACUUGGAACAUAACCACAAUGGGAAUUUGAAUCGGUCAAAAUAAUUUCGACAUACCAACAUGUGAUUGGGGGGAUGGGACGCUACAUGUAUUAUGACUGUCGGUCCAUCCAAAUUUUAAAGUUUCUUUUUUCUCCAAACUUGGAACAUACCAGUUUAUGGUAAUUUUAAUGGGGCCAAAAUCAUUUCGAAAUUUUCGACAUACAAACAUGUGGGGGUAGGGUCGACAAUGUUUAUAAGAUUUUUGCCACAUUUAAUAUUUUUUUUUAUAUACCAACACAUUUAAGAUAUUGUUUAAUAUGGGUCAACUUAUAUCUUGUUUUUUAAACAGUAAUAUACUUAUAGAUGUAGUUUAAAAUCGUUUCCAAAUAAAGUAUUUCAUCAUCAUUGUU
Messenger RNA from Patella vulgata (common limpet), 2771 nucleotides. RefSeq names its product transmembrane protein 45B. The transcript is spliced from 2 exons. Lineage: Eukaryota; Metazoa; Mollusca; Gastropoda; Patellidae. Bases 153 to 1013 code for a protein of 286 amino acids. The record is from RefSeq and is a predicted model, not a curated record.